CACAACUCCUGCACCCCAUGAGGCCACUGUCUCUCACUUGCGGAGCCUCUCUGCAGAAGAGAGGGGCAGGAGGCUGAUGGAGGUGGCUAUGCGGGGGACAGUGGGGCAGCUGAGGGCACUGCUCGCCGCGGGUGCCGACUUGAGGGUGAGGGGUGGGGAUGGGAGGACUGCCCUGCACUGGGCAGCAGCCAGGGGAGACGUCGAGGUGGCGAGGUUGCUGGUGCAGGCGGGGGCGGCGGUGGACGCCAGGGACAGCAGUGGCUGGCAGUGGACGCCUCUGCAUUUGGCUGCAGUGCGGGGCGACGCCGCCGUGUCGCGGCUGCUGCUGCGGGCGUUAGCCGACCCCAGCGCCAGGGAUGGCGGUAGGUGAACGCCGCUGCACUGGGCGGCAGCCAAUGGCCACGCAGAAGUGGCGGCUGUGCUGCUCGACGCGGGGACCGACAGGUGGGCCACGACUGGUGGUGGAGAGACAGCGCUGGACAUCGCCAGGCAGAACAACCACAGG
Molecule: messenger RNA, 505 nt
Organism: Schistocerca americana (American grasshopper)
Lineage: Eukaryota; Metazoa; Arthropoda; Insecta; Orthoptera; Acrididae
Product: acyl-CoA-binding domain-containing protein 2-like
Exons: 2
Coding region: 77-370 (97 amino acids)
Cellular component (GO): cytoplasm; nucleus
Molecular function (GO): protein binding
Source: RefSeq, a predicted model, not a curated record